GAAAACUUUCUCUAACAAUGCGAACGCGGCGGCGGAUUCGUGGGUUUGUUCUAAAGGGGUUCGAUCGAGGCGCCAUCUGUAAUCGAGCGGGAAAGAAAAACGUUUGAAGGCCGCCGGCCGGGCCAAGCAGCUCGGCGGGACUCGGGCGAAUCAGUGUGCGAGUCUCUCUGCCAUUUGCGCGUCGGUACCCGGCUACGCGACAACACAGAGAGUUGUGUUACCGGAAUUCUACGUGUGUUCGCCGGUGCGUAAAGAGGACGCGGCUCUCUCAUUUGGUGCGUUCGUUAUAACGCGUUUUGGUUCUCAACCUUUUCAACGAUAAUCUUAACGGAUCUCAAGGAUGGCGGAUACGGAAGUAAAGGAUACAAAGGUUGCUACCACCAGCCCGGAGAAAAAAGUGGUAGAAGAAGAAAAGAAAGUAGUUCAGGAGGUUGACGAGGAUUCUAAAACCUCGGAAAAUGGUCAAGCGACAGAGACCACAGAAAAUGGUUCUAGCGAGGAGAAGGAAACCGAGGAGAAGGAAGAAGAAUCCACCGAAAAUGGUGAUUCCACAGACGCACCAGCCGAUAGCUGUUGCAUAAAGAGGAAAUCAACGGCUUUAAAUGACGCUGCAGAGGACAAUGCUUUGGAUGGUGCAAGCCCUGAAAAAAAAUCUAGACUCGAAGAGAAAUGUGCUGAAGCAGAGAGCAAUGGAGAUGCAGAAGCCACAGCUUAAUAUCUUCUUGUCAUUACUAUUCUCAAUCCUUAUCUUAUAGAAUCAAUUUUAAUGGCUAAGCGCGAAGUCAGAACAGAUUUAAUUAUGACUGUGCAUCGUCAGUAGGGGCGAGCAUUUUAUAUCAAAGAUUGAUAUUAUGCUAAUGACAUUUGGCAUUUAGUACAUCUAUGUGUGUUUAUUGCAAUAACUUUUUAUUAAUAUCGGCAAUAACAAGUAUGUACAUUCAUACUAACACAAAUCUCUCAAAAUUCAUGAACAUCGAUUCUGUCCCCCCGUACUCUCUGGCAUCCGCAUAUAUAUAUUCAUUUAGCAUUAGACUAGUAAAGUAAGAGACGCAUAUAAAUAAUUUUAGGAAUAAUAUAUUUCUAACUUCUUAAAAAUGGACAAACACAGUGUGGUGCCUGAAAAAAAAAAGAAAGAAAGAAAGAAAGAAAGAUACAUUUGUGCAAAAUAUUUCACUUACUAGUCCCCAUUGUUUCUGAUGCACAGAAGUAGGUAUAGGUGAAUAAACUAAUCUCAUAACCAGAGAUAAAAGAUACAUUAUUUUUCUGCGAAUCAAAAUACAUUCCUAAAGUAGAAUACUUGUAUCUUCAAGUAUUUAUUUACUCUAUGACAACAAGAACAGAAACAAAUAUAUAUAUCAUUUAAAAGCAAAAUCUUUACUCGCGAUUUAUACAUAAUUGUGUAUAACAUUUUACUCUGUACUUUCAUUGGAUUUACAAUAAUAAUAAUGAACUCGUCAUGUUCUCGAUAUAUCUGACGAACGCGCGCAGUAUUUGAAAUUUGAAAGAAAACCUAAUUAAAAUAUUCGAGAAAUAAUUCUCUCUUUGCCUAAUGUAGUCUACAUGCCAGGAUUUGUAACGAAUCGCACUCCGUUGGAAAUUUUUGUAAAAGUAAACAGUUUUUUUUUUUUUAAUUUUAAUGGUAAAUCUGUGCAAUUUACAAAGUUUAACUUUAAAGAAUUGUGUUCAAUAAUACAUAAUAACAUGUAUAUGUAUGUGUAUAUAGACAUAUACUGGUGAGUAAACAUACCUGAUUGUGCUAACAGCAGUAAAAUCACUGCAUUUAUUUUUAAUAGCAAUUCUAUGGCCGUGACACAUUUCGUGAAAAAAAAAGAAAGAAAAGAAAAUUCAAAUGUAUCCCAUAGAGAAUCUAUAUAUCAUAUAAAUAUAAAUGUUAAAUGCAAAUAAUUUGAAAGAAAAAAAUAUCGAACGAUUCGUACAUAUAAAAAUUAUGUACUACAUUUGGUACUUAUAUUAAAUUACUUUGUUCGUAGAGCCAGAUUUUCCGUAAUUUGAUUAAUUUUAUAAGUAUCGAUGAACAGCUAACUAACAUAUUAGAAGUAAUUAGGAAUGCCUAUACUCUACGAACAUUAUUUCUAUUUUAAUUAUGUCUCCCAUUCUUUCUUUAGAUAUUUUUUUGUUUUAUUUAGGUUUGACAGAGAUAUAUCAAAAUUAAUACUAAAUAAUAAGUUCGGUAUCGACAUUUCUAACAUGCAGAUAUAUGACAAUACUAAUUAUAAGAAAUUAAUUGAAAUUUACUUUUUAUUUUGAGUUUAAUCUAAGAAUAUAAUAAUCUAUUUUAUUUAUUUUAUAUGUGCUAAAUUUGAAGAGUAUAGAAGCGUAUACUAUUUAUAGUU
Molecule: messenger RNA, 2354 nt
Organism: Polistes canadensis
Lineage: Eukaryota; Metazoa; Arthropoda; Insecta; Hymenoptera; Vespidae
Product: neuromodulin-like
Exons: 3
Coding region: 341-715 (124 amino acids)
Source: RefSeq, a predicted model, not a curated record